UAUAAAAUGUGAUUUCAAUGAAUAAAACUCUCAUUUUCGUUCUAAGAGUCAUAAAAUGGGAUUCCACAUGAAAUUAUCAUAAAUCAUCCAUUUUAUGUUCAAAUACUUGAGAAAAAGGGAAUCAAUCAUCAAAGGAUCAAGAUUUGGGCUUGAACGAGCUUCCGGGAGAUCAAAAAUAGUGUUCGGGGCCAAAACGGAGAGAAAACUAACCCUUUGUUGGGAAGGUUUACUUGAGUUUCUUUGUUGUUCUUGAGUUUCUACUUGCCGCACCAGUUUUGGGGGCAAGAUUUUAUGUGUUUGUUUAUGUGUAUGCAGAUGCCUCAUCGUCCUUCUUACCCUACUGUGGACCGUAAUGAGGUCCAACUGAUUGAUGCUGCUUCUAGGACGAGGUUCGAUGAGUGGGGACACUCACGGGUGUUACACGAGUCGGUGUGUCUGGCUCAGGAUACACUGACGGACUAUGGCUAUGCAGAGGAGAUGGAGGAGCUGCUUGAGGGGACCAGAUGGCAGCGCCUUCUUAGGAUGAGGGCAGAGUCUAGCCUACCACUGAACAUCGAGUUCUUAUGCUCGAUAUCUGCUGUCCCGGAGAGUGAGUCACGACAGAUGACUCAUAGUUUGAUCACUGGUGAUACCAUGUUUGCCUUCACUCUUGCGGGCCAGUCGUUUCAAUUGACAGUGAGAGAGAUGGCUAUUCGUCUCGGGAUCUACACCCAGGAGGAGACCGAGCAGCCUGAGUUCUACGACGAUCCCUUUUGUCUUCCCGCAGAUUUUGAUGCUAUAGCUUUCUGGAGGGAGCACUCAUCUGACGACAAGGAGUUCGUGAACAAGAAGAGUAAGGCACGCUACUGGAUUCGGCCCAGCUGGAGGAUCCUAUCUUUUGUUCUUUCGACAUCCUUCUUUGGGAGGUUGUCGAACACUGAUAGGGUCUAUGAGGAAGAUAUGUUUGUCUUCUGGAGCUUGCACGACCGCCAGCCGGUGAACGUGGCUGUGUACCUGGCUAGAUUCUUAUACUCCCAGUCCUACGGGUGUAGAACGCACUUGGUUUUUGGGUUUGUGAUUACUUUGCUCUUUCGCUCCCUCGUGGGGGACGCACCCAUCCCACGGCCUGUGCAGUUGAUGAGGGAUUUAGAUGCCGGCAUGCUCCGGAAUGCUCACAUCCACCGGAGACUCUUUCCUAGCUCUUCCGAGAGCACUACGGCCUCUACUGGCCCACUUCACAUGAGAUUGGAGAGUCAUCCGGUCAGUCAGAGAGAUCGUCUCAGCGCCUUCCUCGUCGACGACCUACUAGAGCACAGUUGGCUCGCGCUCAGACGGAGGUAGCACCGGCAUGGGCCCAGCAGCUCUUACAGAACCAGAACACACUUAUGCAGUCCGUUGCGGCACUCCAGCAGCAGGUGCAUGGUUUAGACAGGAUA
Molecule: messenger RNA, 1415 nt
Organism: Cuscuta campestris
Lineage: Eukaryota; Viridiplantae; Streptophyta; Magnoliopsida; Solanales; Convolvulaceae
Source: the annotation of a GenBank genome assembly